AUGGACAAUGUAGCUCUUAAAUUUCCUCGAUUCACUCUCCCUGUGAACAAUCCUCCAGUCGAGGAUCAUUCCCGGGCGAUUAGCCUCGAAUCCUAUGCUGAGCGUAUCAAGAGCACGUCCAGGAACAGGGAUCCCUCCUCGGGGAAGCAUCUCCACGCUGAGAUCUUCCGAAGCGAUCACUGGAACAAUCGCUACCUCGCGAAUCUGCUGGUGGAGAUGUAUGGCAAAUGCGGCCUCGUUGGAGAGGCGCGCAAGGUCUUCGACGCUAUCGAGGAGCCGAAUUCCUUCUCCUGGAACAUCAUGGUCGCAGCCUACGCUCAAAACGGGCAGCUCGACCACGCCAAGAAGCUCUACGACCGGAUGGCGAUCAAGGACGUGAUCGCGGGCAAUGUCCUCAUCACCGCAUUCGCGCAGGGCGGGCGGCUGCGCGAGGCGAGAGAUUUGUUCGAUUCGAUCCCCCGCCGCGAUGCGGUGUCGUGGAACGCGAUGAUCCGGGGCUAUGCCGUGAACGGGCAUUUGGACGAGGCAAAGCAAUGCUUUGCAAAGAUGCCCAACCCUAAUUCCGUGACCUGGACAACCAUAGUGGCGGCUCUCGCGGAGAACGGUAAUAUCGACGAUGCUAAAGCGAUGUUUGACAACAUGCCGGAGCGCAAUGUGGUAGCCUGGACGUCCAUCGUUGCGGCAUAUGCACAAAACGGGCAUCUAGACGAGGCAAGAGAGCUCUUUGAGAAGAUGCCGCAUAGAAAUUCCUAUUCCUGGAACACAAUGAUCUCCGUCUACGUCCAAAACAAGGACCUCCACGAAGCCAAGAGGAUAUUCGACGCGAUGCCCGGAAAGAACCUCGUAUCUUGGACCCCGCUUAUAUCGGCAUAUGCCCAAAGCGGGCAUCUGGACGAGGCAAAGAGGCUCUUUGACGAGAUGCCACAGCCGGACGUGGUGCUGUGGACAGCCAUGAUCAAAGCAUAUGCGGAGAAUGGGAAUAUUACCGAGGCCCGGCGUACCUUUGACCUCAUGCCACAAAGGAAUAUUGUCACCUGGAACGUGAUGCUGGCGGCGUACUGCCAGGUCGGCCUCUUGCGUGACGCCACGCGACAGUUCGAGGAAAUGCCCGAGCGGGACCUUGUGUCGUACACAACGGUCAUUUCAGCUGAGGCGCAGUACGGAAGGCUUGAAAGGGCCAGAGCUUUGUUUGACGAGAUGCCGCUGCGGGAUAUCGUGGCAUGGAACACUAUCAUCGCGGCAUAUUCUCAGGCUGGGAAUCUGUCCCAAGCAAGGAAUCUAUUUGAAAAGAUGAGCACUCACGACGUAGUGAGUUGCAACAUUAUGAUCGAUGCGUAUGCCCGCUUGGGCUACUUGGAAGAAGCGAAAAGGGAACUUGGAAAAAUGCCCAGGCAAGACGUGAUCUCCUGGACAACACUUAUUACAGCAUAUGCCUUCUUUGGGUAUGUGGAAGAGGCCAAAGCGUUGUUUGAUUCCACCCCAGAAAAGAAUCUUCUGGCGUGGAACACGCUGCUAGAAGCGAACUGCCAGCACGGCGAACUGGAUGAUGCCCGGGCAUUGUUUGAGAAUAUGCCAGAGUGGGAUACCAUAUCCUGGACGAUCAUGAUCACGGCAUAUGCCCACAAGGGGCAUAUUGCCCAGGCGCAGCGCUUCUUCGACGGCAUCCAGCACCGCGACGUGGCGUCCUGGAACGCGAUGAUCGUCGCCUAUGCCCUAAACGGCUACCGGGCGCGAUCGAUCGAGCUCCUGGGCGAACUAGGCGUCGCGGGAAUGGAUCCCGACGAGGUGACAUUCACAAGCGUCAUGGGCGCGUGCGGCCACGCGGGGUCCGUGGACGCCGCCCGGGAUUACCUGCGAUCGAUGCGAGUGGAUCGUGGAUUGGCGCCCCGGGAAGAACACUACGCGUGCGUGAUCGAUGCGCUGUGCCGCGCGGGGCAGAUCCAUAGGGCCGAGGAUCUAAUCGCGAGCAUGCCGUUUCUUCCGGGGAUCACGGAGUGGACGAGUCUGAUCGCCGCGUGUAAGUCGCAACGCGACGUGGAGAGGGUGCUCGCGCGGGUGUCCGAGCUGGAGCCCCACAACUCCGAGGUGUACGUGCUCCUCUCCAAUAGCAUCAUGCCACGGAGCGAGAGGGUGACGUCGGUGUGA
Selaginella moellendorffii is the source of this 2145-nucleotide messenger RNA. Its product is annotated as pentatricopeptide repeat-containing protein At4g02750-like. Bases 1 to 2145 code for a protein of 714 amino acids. Gene Ontology annotation, biological process: RNA modification. Lineage: Eukaryota; Viridiplantae; Streptophyta; Lycopodiopsida; Selaginellales; Selaginellaceae. Gene Ontology annotation, molecular function: RNA binding; protein binding. The record is from RefSeq and is a predicted model, not a curated record. The transcript has a single exon.